CGAGUUUUGCCGCUUCUGGCUUGCCGUAGAUAAAUGACGUCAUGGGUCAAAGUUGACAUCCUACCAAACAGAAACAACAUGGAGUCGGAGGAGAGAAGAAUUGUCUCUAAAGCGGCUAAAAAAGGUGGAAAACAGAAGAAAGCGCAAAACGUUGAAGAGGAAGCCAUAAGGAGAGAAGAGGUCAGAGAGAACCUCAGAGAGAGACUGGAGCUGGAAAAAAGAGCCCUGCAAGUAGUCGAGCGUCUUCUUGAGGACGUUGUUGCUGAGGACUUCUUGAUUGACUGUGCCAGGUUUAUCACCACCGUGAAUUACAAAGAUGCAGUGGAGGAAAGAUCUAUCACCAAGCUGUGUGGUUAUCCUUUAUGUCCAAAUAAACUGGGAAAGAUCCCAAGUCAAAAGUACAAAAUUUCUACCAAGCCCAAUAAGGUGUAUGACAUCACAGAGCGCAAGUGUUUUUGCAGUAACUUUUGCUAUAAAGCCUCCAAAGAAUUUGAGGUCCAGAUAUCAACGACACCACUUUGGCUCAGGGAGUAUGAGAGCCCCCCAGACAUACAGCUGAUGAAGAAAGGGGACAUCGGGAUUUCUGGUGAGGAGGUGAGGCUGACACAGAAGCGCCUCCAGGAGCAGGACGUUGAAGAUCCAGAGAAUGCUCAACCUGAGGACCCUCAGGAUCGUUUCUUCUCAGACCACAGCAGCGAUGGCGAGCUGGAGCAGGACUUCAUUUCCAGUGUGGUGUCCCAGCAGCAGAAAGCCAGUGUGCACUGGGGGGACUUGCCCAAACGUACAAAUGGAAACAAAGGAGAACGGGGUGUGGGUGCGGGGAGAAAUACAUUGAAAAGAGAGGAAGAUGGAGAAGUGCAACAGUGUCAUGGGUCUUCUGAAGAAUCUGCACAGCAAAUGCAGGAGGAAAUCCGUGUGGAGGACGUGACUGAAAAGCCGAACUCAUGCAGUCUGCACAUUGCAGCAUCCACCCAGGAAGGCCAUGCAACUCCUCCUAACUCUUCUACAAGCACUGCAUCGAGAGAAUUUAUGAAUACAGACUGCAAAGCUCUGCCCAGUUUCAACAUCAUCCAGGUGGGGAUGAGCAAGCGAGGGGCACAAGGGCUAAGAGAUCUGGUGAAGAACCACACCCAGCCACCAGCAGCCAAACUGAUUGGAUGGAAUCUCCUUGAAUCCCUGAGUUUGACAUUGAAGGAAUGGCUGACUGAUGAGACCCUGAAGUUCCUGCACCAGCUUGACUCUCCUCUAACCAGCGCAAAGGAAGAAGAGGAGAAACUAGAUGAAGAUGACCUUGUGGAGGGAGGUGGAGGAGAGGUUGUUGCAGAGGAGCUGAAGAGACCUACACUGCCGACUCCGGACUAUGAGACGCUUAAGAAGGAAACGCAGCAACUGGGGCUAAAAGUCAAAGAGUUCUAUAAGGGCUCAUGUAUUCCUCCUGAGAAUGGCCAUGAGGCGGACCAGAGGAGCAACACACGUCUUCCGCUUGUGGACUCCAGAGCUCAACAUCUCAUCCAAAGGCGAAUCACAGGGGAGAAGAUUGCUAGCUGUCUCAAGAACAUUGUGGGCCCCCUGAGUCUCACCUUGAGUGACAUCAGCACUGACCUCAACAACCUGGUCAGGACAUUCAGGUUGACCAACACCAACAUCAUCCAUAAAACUCCAGUGUGGACCCUCAUCGCUGUUGUGAUUCUGCAUCUCUUGUCCAGCGUGUCUGCGGUGGUUGGCGAGGCCUUGGAGACGCCGUGGUCAGUGCAGUAUUUCACCAGCCUGAUGGAGGAUCUGGGCCUUCAGCAGCAAGACCUGGUCCAGCUGCUCCACAUCUUCAAGCCCCAGGGCAGGGACUCUCCUAAACACUCUGCAAAGGAUGGGCCCUUGUAAUUGCUUCCACCAAAUAAAGGUUACAAAAGCUCCUCUUGGCAGCAAGUAAGUGCAGAGAUGGCCUUAAAACUUUUUUUAAUUGAUUAAAAAAUAUGUAUUUUUAUUUUUUGCGAUGUUUUAAUCAAAUGUUGACAA
Entelurus aequoreus (snake pipefish) is the source of this 2013-nucleotide messenger RNA. RefSeq names its product RNA polymerase II associated protein 2 (gene rpap2). Gene Ontology annotation, cellular component: cytoplasm; nucleus. The record is from RefSeq and is a predicted model, not a curated record. The coding region runs from base 34 to 1878 and encodes 614 amino acids. Gene Ontology annotation, molecular function: RNA polymerase core enzyme binding; RNA polymerase II CTD heptapeptide repeat phosphatase activity. The transcript has 13 exons. NCBI's taxonomy places the organism in Eukaryota, Metazoa, Chordata, Actinopteri, Syngnathiformes, Syngnathidae.